AUGAAUAUUGAAGGACGUGGUCAAAUAAAUGUUAAUCAAGACGCGGUGAUUAGAAGAGGAGGUCCUUCUACUUCAACUGUUGCUGUUCCUCAUCCAAAUUCAAAUACUGAAACUUUACAGCUGGUAGAUAGAUCUUCGAAUUCAAUUAAUAAUGGGUCUAAUCCAGAUCCAGAAAUUGAAUACGUGAGUUCAUUUUAA
Meloidogyne enterolobii is the source of this 198-nucleotide messenger RNA. The record is from the annotation of a GenBank genome assembly. Lineage: Eukaryota; Metazoa; Nematoda; Chromadorea; Rhabditida; Meloidogynidae.